Molecule: messenger RNA, 4629 nt
Organism: Homalodisca vitripennis (glassy-winged sharpshooter)
Lineage: Eukaryota; Metazoa; Arthropoda; Insecta; Hemiptera; Cicadellidae
Product: membrane alanyl aminopeptidase-like
Exons: 17
Coding region: 14-3025 (1003 amino acids)
Biological process (GO): proteolysis; peptide catabolic process
Cellular component (GO): cytoplasm
Molecular function (GO): metalloaminopeptidase activity; zinc ion binding; peptide binding
Source: RefSeq, a predicted model, not a curated record
UAGCUGUGCUACCAUGCGGACCUCUGCGGUGCUCCUGCUCUUGGCGCUCCCGGCGUUGGUGCGAACCCAAACCCUUCCCGGCCACUCCAAACCUGUGGCCUACCAUCUCGACAUCUAUGUUCCUGAUUUAGCUACAACGUCUACUUUCAAUGCGAGCGUGGAAAUAAAUGUUACCGUAACUACAUCUACUGACAGCUUCGUUUUGCACGCUGAAGGCCUUGACAUAGACCCCUCCAGGGUAUCAGUGCAGUACCACUCCAGGCUACGUGGUUGGAGGGAGGAAAGUGUAUCAGAUGUCGUACACAACAGCUCCUUCCUGGACAUCAAACUGGAGAGACCUGGGCUCACCGGGGACUACAUCAUCACCAUCGGAUACACGGGCACCUUCCAAAACGAGAUGGCUGGUUUUUGCAAAGUUGGCUACCAUUUCAACCGAAUGCAGAAAUACAUGGCAGUGACUAACUUCGAACCAACAAAUGCUAGAAAGGUGUUUCCAUGCUAUGACGAACCCCCUCACAGGACAAAAUUCGUGCUGGACAUCACAGUGAACAGAUCGCUGUUCGUUCUCUCGAAUGUUAGACAUACUUCUGUGCACAACGUAACAGAUACAACAAAAGUUUUCCGGUUUGAUGGCUACCCAGAGUUGCCAAUCCACUCUGUGGCAUGGGUCGUGCUGGACCACAACACUUUCCAGCUACAAACCAGCAAUGUCGGAGCCACACUGGUACACACCCGUGCCCCGUACCCGUACAGCAACCACACGGCCUGGGCCAAUAGAGUGACAGCAAGUCUACUAAGUGCUCUCAACGAUUACACUGGUCAGGUCUACUCUCAUGCCACUCUAGAGCAGGUUGUAAUCCCUGAGUUCUUCGUCGGCUCAUCUGAAGGAUGGGGACUCAUUAGUUACUCGGAAGAAGCCAUCCUGGUAACCCCUGAGAGAUCUUCUGCAUGGUAUAUGCAGCAGAUAGCUCUCGGACUGGCCAGUGGGCUGGCUCACCAGUGGUUCGGGGACAGUGUGUCGAUGGACAGCUGGGACAACACUUGGCUCACCACCGGCCUCACUGAGCAUCUCAAAUAUGUAGUCACUGGCUCACUGGAGGACAUGAAGGAUUGGGAAUUGGCAGAGCAAGAAGUUGUGGAGUUGAUUCAGCCAGCUCUAGCACUAGACGUAAAUGGUCAUGCUCUAGUGGACAACACUCAAACAGAAGCUGAAGAGGUCAAAGAGGCUUGUGAUGAUAUCACAAAGUAUAAAGGAGGAGCUAUUAUCUCAAUGCUGCACUAUAUUUUGAAAGACAACACUUUCAAAAGAGGUUUGACAGCCUACCUUCCAAUUGUGCAAGGCCAAACUAGCUCCCCAGAUGAACUUUGGAACAUCCUGUAUGAGGUUGCACAAGAUUCCGGCGUAGACUUGGGGCUUCAAAGUAUGAACACCAUCAUGGAUGAGUGGGCUAGUACUUCAGGCCACCCGACCCUCUCUGUCUCCUGGAAUACCACACACUUCAUUGUAUCUGAGCCAUCAUCAGGUGGUUGGCACAUCCCAGUGACAUACAUGCUGCAGAGUUCUCCUGGAGAAGAGACCAGUGCAUGGCUCCACCCAGGGUCGUCUUUGGUCGUACCUGCUUCAGACCCUCAGUGGAUUCUUCUUAAUAUCAACCAAACUGGGUUUUACCGAGUAAACUACGAGAGAGUGCUGUGGCAGCGGCUGAUGUAUCAACUCAAUUCUGACCUGACUCGCAUUCCACGACUCAGCCGUGCUCAGCUUUUGGACGAUGUAUUUACUCUAGCAGAACAGGGGACACUACCUUAUGAUAUGCUCCUAGAGUUCACCAGUUACCUACGAGCAGAGACUGACUAUUAUCCUUGGCGAACGGCUCUCAGACAUUUUCAGACACUUUUGGACAAAUUUUAUGGCUUCUCAUCUUAUGAGCUAUUAAAGCAACACCUAGUGGAUUUACUAACAGAGGUGGUGGCAGAUGUUGGCUUCACACGCUUACCACAAGACUCCCACUUGGUCAGAUUAAAACAAGCAUUUAUCCUUGAGAGAGCUUGUGCUUUCAACCAUUCAACAUGUGUCCAGAAAUCUGUCAGCAUGAUUCGGAGUUGGAUGUCUUCAACUUUCUUUGAUGCAGAUCUAAGCACAACUCUUUUGUGUUCUGGAAUCGCAAACAGUCCUACUGGAGUGUGGAGAACUAUGUGGCAGAUGUUCCAUUACUCUGUGUUCCCUAGUGUGCGCUCCAGUCUACUUAAAGCCCUCACCUGCACUCACGAUCAACUAGUAUUCAAUGAAUUUCUGACCAACAUUACCUCUUCAAGUGCCUCUGUGGUGAGCUCAAAAGACAGAACUAUCUUGCUUCGAACAUUUGCUUCCACACCUUUUGGAGCUGAUAAACUAUUGGACUGGUUACUACAGAGGUUAUACACUCAACUGAACCAAACGCUACCUGUAGCCAAUAACUCGACUCAUACAGGUCCUAACUCAAGCGAAUCACCAACUCCCCAGCAACAAGCAAACAUGACUGAUGUUGGUUUUAACUCAAGCGUAACUUCCACUCCCCAGCCACAAACACAGACUCAAGAAAAUGUAUCCAGCCCAGUGUCUGCAAGACUACUUGAGCCUAUCUCUGAGCAUUCUGUCGUACGAAGAUCUACAGUUGUAUCAGAACCCAUUGCAGAGGAAGAUGUGCUCGCCAUUUUGGGUUACAUUCUUCCCAAGUUAACCGCUUCUGAGCAAGGUCUCAAGUUGGAUACAUUUAUGGAAUUGAAUGAUACUGGGAUUUCAAGCUCUACUCUUGCAGUUAUGAAAAAGACUGCACUCCAAGUACAUCAACAAGCUGACUGGGCCAGCAGAAUCAAUGAAAACAUCACUACUUGGCUGAAAAAUAAGGCAGCUUCCACAACAGUCCCGACCUCUGUUACCACUCAAGCCCCUGGUCAGCCUACAUCCUCACCCAGUGGGUCCGUCAUUACAUCCUUCAACCUGGCUCUGUCCACUCUUGCUCUAGUGGUAACAUUAGCUAUUUGUUAGUGUUUCUGUACUCAUUGCAUCCUUUUAAAAUCACUAAUUUAACUAUUUAUGUUCAAUUUAUAUAGUUUGUUCUUCCAUUACAGCUUGAAACAUUACUAAUGCAUUAGUAUUUUACAUAUAACAUAUUUUCAUUAAAUAGAUUAUUAAAUCAUCAACAAAGUCAAAAUUAACUAUGUGUAUAUUAAACAUAUAGAAGGCUGAAUCAUAAGUGCAAUUUUUGGCCUAAUAUCGGUAUAAGAUUAAAGUAGGAUUACACUUCAUAUAUUUUAACAUAGACUACGUUGUAGAUUUAUUUAUCAAGUUAUUGAUGGGGGUUUUAGGUAUUGAGCAAAACUGAUUCUGGUUCAGCCUAACUAGGUUUUAGUUACUGGUUAUUAUAUUAUUCGGAGUUAUAAAAAAAAAAAAACAUUCAGAAUGGUUUCUAAGUGACAGUGAAGUAUCUCUGGCUGCAUCCUGUGAACACAUUCACCUUACAAUGCAUAUAAAAAGUAUUUCCUAAACUCCUGGGCCAUAUUCAAAACUCAAGGUUAUACUGGAUUAAUUUUGAAAAAUUUAAAAUUUUUCCGUUUUUACAUUUUUUUAAAUAAAAUCCUGUUUAUUUUCAUAUGUAUUGUUCACAUAUUAUGAUUAUAGUCCAGUAUUUAUAUGAGUAUAAUUUUAGAUUAUGAUAAUUAGUGACAUUGUUACCUAUGAAAGUUACCUGUCAAAACAUCAACUUAAUUUAAUUAUUUAACAUUACCAUUUAACGUAUAUUUUAUUAGAUGUAUAUAUUAUGUGCUAAAUAAAAACUGUAUAAUAUCAACAUUGCAUUUCAUAGGCUCAUCAAUAAUAUGUACUCGUAUAUGCAUUUCAGUGAGACUUUUACAACAUAAUUUUCCAAAGAUGGUAGUUUUACUCUCUUUUGGUGAUGAUCAUAGACUUGGGUUCAUAGCAGAGUGUCUUCAGUAAACUUUUAAAUCAUCUGAUAACAAAAUUGUCAAGUUUUCAUCUACUUACAAUAACUAAUUGAUAGCGCGCUGUGCAACAAAUAUGUUACAUAGCAAAUCUGUUUCAAGGAUAAAAUCGUAACAAAAUAUUUCCUUGAUUCGCCCACUCUUCACAUAGUUUUUGAGUUUGUUAUGGCAUUUCAUACUUGGGAAUAAGGCUAUGAAAUGAAAAACCAUGUAAUAUUUUUUCUAUAGCUACUUAACCCAAAUGCAAUUAGUAUCUUAGGCUUCAUUAACUUUUUACAUUUGUAUAUAAAACUCAGUUAUUAAUUUUCAGCCUGUCAGUAUAUCUCAUUAACAUUUUGCCCUAUUCCAGAAUAUGUGGUAAGAAAUACUGUACAGUAUUAUAGUAAACAACCAUAUUGUAACAGCAUGUUUUAUAUAUAGAAAGAGCAGGUGCAACACUAAGCAUAAACUUACUUAAUUUAUAACAUAGAUAUUUGUAUUUAAUAUUUACAGCUCAUUUACUUUGACAUUUAGCUCAAGAAUAAUAUUAAUAAGCCUAGUGUAAGAUAUAGUACAUGUAUACUUUUAAUAUUGUAAUACUUUCAAAAAUAUACAUUAUUUGUUUGUUGUUAAAAAUAAUUAAAAAAUUAAUAAAUAUAUUUUUAAUACUGU